Lodderomyces margitis is the source of this 1986-nucleotide messenger RNA. RefSeq names its product Amo2p (gene AMO2). Lineage: Eukaryota; Fungi; Ascomycota; Pichiomycetes; Serinales; Debaryomycetaceae. The transcript has a single exon. Gene Ontology annotation, molecular function: primary methylamine oxidase activity; copper ion binding; quinone binding. The record is from RefSeq and is a predicted model, not a curated record. The coding region runs from base 1 to 1986 and encodes 661 amino acids. Gene Ontology annotation, biological process: amine metabolic process.
AUGUCACUCCACCCAUUUACUCAAGCUAGGGAUUACGAGAUUAGAUUAGCUUCAAAGUUAGUUAAGGAUUCUUAUCCGGCAUCUGCUAAUGUCCACUUUGUUCAGAUUGAUAGGUGCGACCCUCCAAAGAAGUCCAUGGUUGACUACAUUAGCGCUGAAAGAGAAGGCUUGCCAACUCCAAACAUUCCAAGAGUAUUUUACUGCUACUACUACACCAAUACGUUUGACUUUAACAAGGCCUUGGUCAAUGUUACUGCUGGUCAUGUCAUCACCAAGGUUAAACAACCAAAAGGUGUAGUUGGUCCACACUUGCCAGAUGAUAUGAUGGAAAUUGAAGAAUAUUGCAACAACCACCCAGCUGUCAAGGCAGAAGUGGAAAAGUUGAAAUUGCCCAAAGGAUACACCGUUAGAAACGACCCUUGGAUUUAUGCUACUGAUGAUCCAAACGAAAAGAGACUUUUGAUUCAAUGCUUUAUGUACGUUUUGGCAGGCAAUGGACACAGUGAAUCAAAUCACUACUCCUUGCCAUUGAAAUUCUCCCCCGUUUUUGAAGCCUUUACCAAAAAGUUUGUCAGAAUGGAUUUAUUACCUGGUGGGUUUGACGAAACAACAGUCCCAACUGGGCCAUGGCAAGAAGUUCCAUGUAGGGAAUACCACCCAGACUUGAACGGUGAAUCGGUUCCAAGAGAUGUCAAGCCUUUGUUGAUUUCUCAACCAGAAGGGCCAUCCUUUACUGUCAAGGACGGUAAAGUUAAAUGGCAAGGUUGGGAAUUCAGAGUCGCCCCAACCUGUAGAGAAGGUUUUGCUGUUUAUGAUGUUUGGUUCAAAGGUAGACAAGUGUUUUACAGAAUCUCCUUAUCUGAAAUGACUGUUCCAUACGGUGAUCCAAGAAAACCAUACCACAGAAAACAAGCUUUUGAUUUGGGUGAUUGCGGAUUCGGUGCCUUUGGUAAUAGAUUAAACUUGGGAUGCGACUGUUUGGGUGUUAUCAAGUACAUGGAUGGUCACAGUAUCGAUGCCAAUGGUGAACCAGUUAUUAUUCCAAACACUGUUUGUAUGCACGAGCAAGAUGAUGGGUUGUUGUACAAGCAUGUCAACUACAGAACUUUGAAUGCUGUUGUUGCCAGAAAGAGAAUCUUUAUCGUCCAAACAAUUGCCACUGUUGCUAACUAUGAGUACAUCAUCAACUUGAAAUUUGUCACCGAUGGUUCUAUCGAUAUUGAAACUAGAGCCACCGGUAUCUUGUCAACUAUGCCAAUUGAUGAAAACGUCAAGGUCCCAUGGGGUACCAUUGUUGCACCAAACUGUAUGGCUGCGUACCAUCAACACAUCUUGUCAUUCAGAAUUGAUCCAGCAGUGGAUGGACACAAAAACACAGUUGUCUAUGAUGACACCAAGAAGUUGCCAAAGGACAAGGACUUGAAUCCAUUUGGUACUGGUUUUGUCAGUGACCGUCACUUUAUUGAGAAAGCCGGUUAUGUUGAGCAAUCACCCUUUACAAACAGAACCUGCAAGAUCAUCAAUGAAAACAUCAUCAACCCAGUUUCAAAAACCCCGGUUGGAUACAAGAUCAAUAUGCCAGCAAGACAAAUGUUGUUGGCCGAUAGAGACUCAUUCAACACUAAGAGAGCUACAUUCGCCACUCAACAAGUUUGGGUCACCAAAUACCGCGAUCAUGAAUUGUACGCUGCUGGUGAAUUCACUAACCAGUCCCAAAAGGAUACUGGUGUUGGCGUGUGGGCUAACGGUAUUGACAAUGUUAGAAAUGAGGAUUGUGUUGUUUGGGCCACUUUGGGAUUCACCCACAUCCCAAGAGUUGAAGAUUUCCCCGUUAUGCCUGUUGAAACCCACAACAUUCAAUUGGCCCCAUUCAACUUCUUUGAUAGAAACCCAGCUUUGGACCUUCCUCAAGCAAACAAUGCUUUCAACAAGAGUGUCUUGGUUGAGGGAGAAGGUAAUGAUGCUUGUUGUAAAACUAAAAUAUAG